GAGGGUCUGUGUGCUUGAGCACGAAGCGGUGGUCCCAACCAGCGCUGCCUCUGCGCUUCCUGUGCGCGGAGCUGACAGUCCUCCUUGCGUAGGCACUGCACCUCGCCCCCCCUCGUGGCCCCGCCCCCAUGGCGCUGAGGCUAUAAGGCGUGGAGGGCGGCUCAACCUCGACGACGCCCUUGCCUCCCGAUGGCCCGGUGCACGAAGCUGGUGAUGGGCGCCCUGGCUCUGUGCCUGCUGCUAGGGCCUCCCAGCCUCGCAUGGUACAAGCCGUCGGCAGGGUUCCGCUACUACUCAGUGGGCCGUGCGGCAGGGCUGCUGUCAGGCUUCCGCGGGGCUCAGUCUGCACGGCGCUCCGAACCUGUAGAUGGCUUAGUAUUCCCACGCUCACGCCGAGCCGCCGCCUCCGGGGAGCUGCGCCCGGGCCUGCAGACCCUUGCGAGUGUGCGCGGGUGGCCCCCCACGGCCAUGUGCAUCCAGGACGUCGCCCCACACCUACAAAACUGCGAGCAGCUCCGCGAUGACCGCGGGACCUUCCAAUGCACCGCCAACGUCUUCCUGUCGCUGAGCACCGCAGACUGCCGCCGCGCCUGAGCCUCAGACCCCAAGCCCUCACCCAGCUUGCCCCGGUGGGUGCCCGAUGCCCACUGGCCCGCUCGUGGACCCCCAGGCCCUGCCGCGGAGAAUGGCACCCUGCACCCUCCUACCCGCCCCCGACCCCUGUGGUUAAGUGGAUAAAGGAGAAGCAG
Molecule: messenger RNA, 749 nt
Organism: Chinchilla lanigera (long-tailed chinchilla)
Lineage: Eukaryota; Metazoa; Chordata; Mammalia; Rodentia; Chinchillidae
Gene: Npb
Product: neuropeptide B
Exons: 1
Coding region: 190-594 (134 amino acids)
Biological process (GO): G protein-coupled receptor signaling pathway; feeding behavior
Molecular function (GO): G protein-coupled receptor binding
Source: RefSeq, a predicted model, not a curated record